UUAAGGUAGUUCAGAAAAAGUAGCAUCGAUCUUUAGGCCGUGUGAAGAUCAGUGCAACAAAAUGAAUUCGGAAUAUUAUACAUUACUUUUAGAGAUCACUGUGGGCAUUAUGCUUCUUUCUGGACAAUUUUUCUGUGUGGUUGAAGGCGAUGUGCAGCACUAUGACUUCGUUCUUAAGGAGAAGAAUUUCACUAGGCUCUGCAGCACAAAGAGCAUGCUGGUUGUAAAUGGCAGCUUUCCAGGGCCAGUAAUCCGUGUUCACAAAGGUGAUACGGUCUUUGUUAACGUCCACAACCAAGGAUAUUAUGGCGUCACUAUUCACUGGCAUGGUGUUAAGCAGCCAAGAAAUCCAUGGUCAGAUGGUCCAGAAAACAUAACACAAUGUCCGAUUCAACCAGGAACAAACUUCACAUAUGAGGUUAUAUUUUCUGAGGAGGAGGGAACCCUUUGGUGGCAUGCUCAUAGUGAUUGGACACGAGCAACUGUUCAUGGUGCCAUAGUUGUCCUGCCGGCUGUUGGUUCCACCUAUCCAUUUCCCAAGCCGGAUGGAGAAGAGGUCGUUGUGCUCGCGGCCUGGUACAAAGGAAAUUUGAAGGAAUUGGUAGAUGAGGCCAUGGAAGACGGUACUGACUUGCCACAUUCUGAUGCAUAUACCAUAAACGGCGAACCAGGAGAUUUUUGUGAUUGCUCCAAUGGAACGGCGUACCGUUGGAUGGUUGAUUAUGGCAAAACCUAUCUUCUUCGAGUUGUUAAUGGUAUCAUGAAUGCAGAAAACUUCUUUGCAAUUGCUCGACACAAUUUCACAGUUGUUGGGAUGGAUGGUCAUUACAUCAAACCCAUUUCCACGAGUUAUAUCAUGAUAAGCCCAGGACAAACAAUGGACAUUUUACUCACAGCAAACCAGUCUCUUGGCUCUUAUUACAUGGCUACUAGACAAUUCUCGAGCGAGGAUGUCACCGUUACUGGAUUUGACCACGCCAAUGUAACAGCAAUUCUCGAAUACAGAGGAAAUUAUACUUCCCCAUCGCCUCCUUCCUUUCCGAGUACACUUCCUAUGUACUUGGACUUAUACGCAGCCUUGAAAUUCACCAAAAGUAUAAGGAGCUUGGCAAGCCAAGACUAUCCGAUAAACGUCCCCAUGAACAUAACCACAAGAAUGUAUGUAACAUCUUCCAUGAAUACGAUGAUUUGCACAAGCUGCUCUGGAGCGGACGAUGGUCAAAUCUUAGCUUCAAGCUUGAAUAACGUAAGUUGGGCCAACCCACAUAUUGAUGUUCUACAAGCCUACUACAGGAAUAUUAGUGGGGUGUACACCACGGACUUCCCGGACUUCCCGCCUUCCUUCUACAACUUUACAGGCGAUGAAUUUGAAGACGACCUUGACAAAACUGUGCAAGGGACCAAGGUGAAGGUGCUGAAUUAUAACGAAUCAGUAGAGAUUGUUUUUCAAGGGACCAACCUGAUAAAAGGCUCGGUGAAUCAUCCGAUGCAUCUGCACGGAUAUAGCUUCUACGUGGUUGGAACAGGUGGUGGUAAUUUCAACAAUGAAACAGACCCAAAAGAGUUUAAUUUGGUUGAUCCUCCCGAGGUGACGACCUUUGGGGUCCCUAAGCUUGGAUGGGUUGCCAUCAGAUUCGUGGCAAAAAAUCCAGGUGUAUGGUUUUGGCAUUGUCACUUGGAUCGACAUCUGAGUUGGGGUAUGAACACAGUAUUCAUAGUGAAAAAUGGGGGCACUGCUGAGACAAGCAUCCGCCAACCCCCUGCCUACAUGCCACCUUGUAAAGUUCCAUUAAAAUCUCCGCUGGAAAAUGAUCAUGAUCAGGAUGUGUUGGACACGGCAAAUUAAGCAAAUGAGGAUCACUAGUCACGUAGCUAGCUAGCUAGAUAAUUUGAUCAUCAUCAUCAUCAUCAUCAUAUAUAAUAUUAUUUCAUGUGUUGCGUGCGACAGUUAGUUGCAGUAGUAGUAGCGCUGUUGAAGCACGACUCUUCUAUAUUUAUUGGAAGGCAAUAAAUGUUUGAUUUAUUACAUAGCGGCCACCAACCGCUGCGAAAGGUUAUAAAUU
Juglans regia (Persian walnut) is the source of this 2063-nucleotide messenger RNA. RefSeq names its product laccase-14-like. The record is from RefSeq and is a predicted model, not a curated record. Bases 62 to 1846 code for a protein of 594 amino acids. Gene Ontology annotation, molecular function: hydroquinone:oxygen oxidoreductase activity; copper ion binding. Gene Ontology annotation, biological process: lignin catabolic process. Lineage: Eukaryota; Viridiplantae; Streptophyta; Magnoliopsida; Fagales; Juglandaceae. The transcript is spliced from 7 exons. Gene Ontology annotation, cellular component: apoplast.